UUUUCAACAGUGAUGGAAAAACUGAUGAGGAAAAUGUCGAGUAGAAUAGAUGAUUCCCCAAUUGAGGAGGAUGGAGUAAGCCAUGAUCUCCAAAAUUUAAUUGCUCCAACUUCCUGGAACUCAAUCUCAACAAAAGCAGAAGGAAAUGGCAGUGAAAUAAAGCAGGAUGCAAGAGAUGGCAAGAAAGAGGACCAGGAGACUAAAGUUGUUCCAAUCUAUAAGCUGUUCUCCUUCUCGGAUUCAACUGAUAUUAUUUUGAUGACUCUGGGCACGGCUGGAGCAUUGGCAAAUGGAGCUACUAUGCCUCUUCUUACAGUCAUCGUGGGAAGUUUAAUCAACACUUUUGGAGAAGAUCCAGAUAUCGAUCAAGUGGUUCACAGAGUUUCCAAGGUAUGUCUAAACAUAGUCUACCUGGCAAUUGGCGCAGGUUUCUCAUCAUUUUUCCAGGUGUCUUGUUGGAUGGUCACUGGGGAACGGCAGGCGGCUAGAAUAAGGAAUUCGUACUUGAAAGCAUUAUUAAAGCAAGAAAUUGCAUUCUUUGACAAGGAAGGAAAUACAGGUGAAAUUGUAAGCAGGAUAUCUGGGGACACCGUCCUCAUUCAAGAUGCCAUGGGCGAAAAGGUUGGAAAGUUCAUUGGGCUAACAUCUACAUUCUUCACGGCCUUCAUCAUUGCAUUUGCUCAAGGGUGGCUUCUCACCCUGGUCAUGAUAUCCGUUAUUCCCAUAAUCGGACUUUGCAGUGUAAUCAUAUCAAAAGUUACAAUCAAGACAGCUUCAAUUGGACAAAACGCCAAUGCAGAAACAUCUAUAAUUGUACAGCAAACAAUAAGCUCAAUAAGAACUGUGGCUUCUUUUACUGGGGAAAAUCUAUCAGUGAAAAAUUUUGAAAAGACUCUAAAAAACGCCUACAAAUCCAGCAUUAAUGAGGGCAUUGUUGCUGGAUUCGGCUCUGGUAUUCUUACUUUUUUAUCCUACUGUGCACUUUCUUUGGGCUUUUGGUAUGGAGCAAAAUUGAUACUGCAAAGAGGCUACAAUGGUGGGAAAGUUAUUUCCAUUAUAUUUUCGGUCUUAUUUGGUUCCUCCUCUUUGGCUCAGGUAUCCCCGUGCAUGGCAGCAUUUGCUGCAGGACAAGCUGCGGCUUAUAAGAUGUUUGAGACUAUCAAUAGAAAGCCAGAAAUUGACGCGACUGACUCAACAGGAAAAACAUUGGAUGUUAUUGUUGGGAGCAUAGAGUUUAAAGAUGUUCAUUUUAGCUAUCCUUCCAGACCAGAACAGAAAAUAUUCACUGGAUUAUCACUUUUCAUUCAGCACGGCACAACAGUAGCAUUGGUUGGAGGGAGUGGAAGCGGGAAAUCAACAGUGAUCAGCCUAAUAGAACGGUUUUAUGAUCCACAAGAUGGUGUGGUUCUCAUUGAUGGCACAAAUAUUAAACAAUUCCAACUAAGAUGGCUCAGAGAGAAAAUUGGAUUGGUUAGCCAGGAGCCUAUCCUCUUUGGCUCAACCAUUGGAGAUAAUAUCACCUAUGGCAAAAACAAUGCAACAAUUGAAGAGAUCAAAGCUGCAACUGAACUAGCUAAUGCUUCAAAAUUCAUUAAUAUGAUGCCUCAGGGACUGGAUACCAUGGUUGGAGAGCAAGGUACUCAACUAUCAGGAGGUCAAAAGCAAAGGAUCUCCAUUGCUCGAGCUAUCUUGAAAGACCCAAGAAUAUUACUUCUAGAUGAAGCCACAAGUGCACUAGAUGUAGAAUCAGAGCAAGUUGUGCAAGAGGCAUUAGAUAGAGUCAUGAUAAAUCACACCACUGUUAUAAUUGCUCAUCGCCUUAGCACUGUAAGAAAUGCAGAUACCAUUGCUGUUAUGCACCAAGGUUCAAUUAUCGAAAAAGGUUCUCACUUAGAGCUACAAAAGGACCCAAUGGGAGCUUACAGCCAACUCAUUCGGUUACAAGAAAUGGACCAAAAUUUUAAUCAAUCAUCACAGGCUCAAACGGUGGAAGUUAUUCUUCCAGCCAUAGAAGUAUCAUCAUUGAGCAGGAAAGGUUCACUAAAACAAUCCAUUAGCAGAGAAUCAUCUUUGAGGGAUGUGAGCGGCCACUUAUUCUUCACGGAGCCUGCUUUGCCAGUUGAUCUAGGUUCACUAAAACAAUCCAUUAGCAGAGAAUCAUCUUUGAGGUAUGUGAGCGGCCAUUUAUUCUUCACGGAGCCUGCUUUGCCAGUUGCGAUCAACUGGCAAGAGAGUCCAUCAGGGGAACCAAAAGAAGAUAUUCCAUCUAAAAAGUCUAUAGAAGAAUCUAUACGCCGCCUUGCACAUAUUAACAAGCCAGAGGCCCUGAUUUUGCUUUUUGGUUCAGUAGCAGCAUUUUUCAAUGGGGUUUUAUACCCUGCUUAUGCAAUACUACUAUCUACUAUGAUAAGGACUUUCUACGAGGCACCACAUAAGCUUAAGAAAGAUUCUAUAUUUUGGUCAACUAUGUACUUGGUAUUUGGUGCAGUUGGUCUGGUGGCAAUUCCAAUAAGAUCAUACUUGUUUGCGAUUGCUGGGGCAAAGCUGAUUAGAAGGAUUAGAUUGAUGACAUUUCAGAAGGUGGUCAACAUGGAGAUAGCAUGGUUUGAUCAAAUUGAAAACUCCAGCGGGGCAAUUAGUGCAAGACUUUCAACAGAUGCCGUUGCUUUAAGAAGCCUUGUUGGUGAUGCACUAGCAGUACUUGUUCAGAAUAUUUCCACCUUAGUUUGUGGCUUGGCAGUUGCCUUUGUUGCAAGUUGGCAACUCACACUUAUUAUCUUAGCAUUAGUACCAAUAAUAAGUCUCAACGGAAUUGUUAGAAUGAAGUUUAACAAAGGAUUCAGUGCUAAUGCAGAGAAGAUGUACGAGGAAGCAAGUCAAGUGGCAAAUGAUGCAUUGGGAAGCAUGAGGACAAUCGCUUCAUUCUCAGCUGAGGAGAAGAUAAUGGAACUAUAUAAAAAGAAAUGCAAAGGCCCCAUUAAAGCAGGAAUCAAACAAGGAAUACUUAGCGGAAUGGCGUAUGGGGUUUCCUACCUAUUAGUAUUUUGUGUUUAUGCAGCCAUCUUUUAUGCUGGAUCUCACCUAGUUGGUGUCGGUAAGAUAACGUUUGACAAAGUAUUUCAGGCUUUUUUAGCCAUAGCUGUGGCAACUCUUGAAAUUGCUCAGUCAAGCUCUAAUAGGCCUGAUUCCAACAAAGCUAAACUUGUCAUGGGUUCUAUUUUUGCAAUUCUUGAUCGUCAAUCUCGAAUAGAUCCAAGUGAUGAAUCUGGCAUGAUUUUAAAUAUGAUCGAGGGAAAUAUCGAGUUCCGCCAUGUUAGUUUCAAGUAUCCCUCAAGGCCAAAUGUCCAAAUUUUUCGAGAUAUAUGCUUUGCCAUUCAAUCUGGAAAGACUAUUGCAUUUGUAGGGGAGAGUGGAAGUGGAAAAUCGACAGCAAUAGCACUACUACAAAGGUUUUAUGAUCCUGAUUCAGGACAUAUUCUCUUAGAUGGAAUAGAGCUGCAAAAGUUCCAAUUAAGUUGGUUGAGGAAACAGAUGGGAUUGGUGAGUCAAGAACCUAUGUUGUUUAAUAACACUAUCCGCUUCAACAUUGCGUAUGGGAAAGAAGAUAAGGCCAGCGAGGAUGAGAUUAUAGUUGCUGCUGAGUUGGCAAAUGCCCACAACUUCAUAUCAAGUUUAAAUCAGGGAUAUGAAACAAUAGUGGGUGAGCGAGGCAUCCAAAUAUCAGGCGGACAAAAACAAAGGUUGGCAAUCGCAAGAGCCAUAGUGAAACAGCCCAAGGUUUUGCUCCUGGAUGAGGCAACAAGUGCGUUGGAUUCAGAAUCUGAACGAAUCGUUCAAACAGCAUUAGAGCAAAUAAUGGUUAAUCGAACCACAGUUGUUGUUGCUCAUCGACUCACUACAAUCAAAAGUGCAGAUCUUAUUGCAGUGAUUAAAGAUGGGAUGAUUGUAGAACAAGGCAAACACGAUGCCCUUCUCAAUAUUAAGGAUGGAGUUUAUGCAUCCUUGGUCGCAAUUCACUCCACUACCUCUUCAUAGUUGCCCCUUCUUAAUGAGUUCUUAAUAUGCCAAUUUCAAUAAAUUGCACAUUUCUAUGCUGUUUCAUUAUUAGUUGGACAAAUAUGAAAACACACUAUUGUAAGGAAGAAAAGUAGUCCAUAUCAUGACCAUUAAUC
Molecule: messenger RNA, 4172 nt
Organism: Dendrobium catenatum
Lineage: Eukaryota; Viridiplantae; Streptophyta; Magnoliopsida; Asparagales; Orchidaceae
Product: ABC transporter B family member 11
Exons: 12
Coding region: 13-4035 (1340 amino acids)
Biological process (GO): transmembrane transport
Cellular component (GO): membrane
Molecular function (GO): ATP binding; ABC-type transporter activity; ATP hydrolysis activity
Source: RefSeq, a predicted model, not a curated record